AUGACAUGAUUUUAGGAUCUUCAUAUAAUAAUAAAGGAGGAACUAAUAGUGUUGUUUGUAGAAGCUAAGAUGAUAAUAAUGAAGUAGUAGAACAAGUAGAGAAAACUUUGCCACUCUCUCUCUACUAUUCUUUUAUGUAUGUCCACCAACAAAACCCACUGAAGCAAAUUAUCAUGAUGAAACUCCCUCUGCACCCUGCACUCCAAAAAAGUGAUUGUCUUCCUCAUCAAAACCUUCAUUCCCUUAAAUCUACUACCUCCAUAAACACCACCAUAACCAUAUUCUCAUCCACAACCUUUUCCACCCCAAAACCAUGAAGACACCUUUCUUCUUUUCCUUCUCCCUCUUCUUCUUCUUCUUCUUCUACUGCCACACCCUACUUGUCUUCUCUGCUACCACCAUACCCCUCCAACUCAUCUCUCUACUCUCAAUAAAAUCAUCCCUCAUAGACCCUAACAACAUCCUCCAUGAUUGGGACCCUUCUUCAUCCUUCUCCUCCAACACCGAAAACCAAGACCACCCUAUAUGGUGUUCAUGGACAGGCAUCAUUUGCCACUCAAAAACAUCACAAAUCACCACCUUGGACCUCUCAAACCACAACUUCUCAGGCACAAUCUCACCCCAAAUCAGGUACCUAACUACCCUCAACCACUUGAACCUAAGUCGGAAUGUCUUCAGUGGAACCUUCCAAGCUGCAAUCUUUGACCUCAGCGAACUCAGGACUUUGGAUAUCAGCCACAACUCCUUCAACUCAACGUUCCCACCGGGGAUAUCUAAGCUCAAGUUCUUGAGAGUCUUAAAUGCUUACAGCAACAACUUCAUUGGACCUCUCCCACAAGAACUCUCCGUGCUUCGCUUCCUUGAACACCUCAACCUUGGAGGAAGCUACUUCAAUGGCACAAUCCCACCAAGUUAUGGCUCCUUGGCCAGACUCAACUUCUUAUACCUCGCCGGGAACUCAUUGGUAGGUCCAAUUCCACCGCAACUAGGCCACCUCAGACAGCUACAACACAUGGAAGUUGGUUACAAUCCAUUGGAAUCAACAUUACCAACAGAGUUAGCAAUGUUAACAAAUCUCAGCUACUUGGACAUCUCAAGUACUAACAUCACAGGUCCUCUGAUUCCAGAACUUGUUGGGAACUUAACAAUGCUGGAGACACUGUUGCUGUUCAAGAAUAAGUUAACGGGUGAAAUCCCAAGAAGCAUAGGGAACUUGAAGUUACUGAAAGCUCUUGAUUUGUCAGAUAACAAACUCACGGGUUCAAUUCCGGAAGAAAUCUCAAUGCUGAAGGAACUCAACUUCUUGGGCUUGGAACUGAACAAUCUAACAGGGUCAAUUCCACAAACAGUUGGUGACCUUCCAAACUUGAACUUCCUCCUUCUCUUCAACAACUCACUCACCGGAAUUCUUCCUCAGAAGCUCGGCUCCAACGGUUUGUUAAAGAAAGUGGAUGUUUCAACCAACUUUCUAGAAGGUCCCAUUCCUCCAAACCUCUGCAACGGCAACAACCUCAACAGGCUCAUCCUCUUCUAUAACCGUUUUAACGACUCGCUUCCGAGUUCACUUGUUAACUGUAUCUCCCUCUCCAGGGUUCGCAUUCAGAAUAACCGCUUCAACGGUCAAAUUCCAUUAGGUCUUGGUCAACUCCCUAACCUGACGUUCCUUGACAUCAGCGACAACGAAUUCACCGGGAGAAUUCCCGAGGAUUUCGGCAAUGCCGUAAGGCUUCAGUUCUUGAACAUCUCCGGCAACGCGUUUGAGAGCGCGUUGCCGAGCAACAUAUGGAACUCCACCAGCCUCCAGAUCUUCUCCGCUGCGGGUUCCAAGAUCACCGGUGAGAUUCCCGACUUCGUAGGGUGCAAGAACAUAUACAGGAUCGAGUUGCAGGGGAAUUCACUUAACGGAAGCAUUCCGUGGGAUAUUGGAAACUGUGAGAAGCUGAUUCAGCUGAAUCUGAGUAGAAACUCGCUCACCGGAAUCAUUCCAUGGGAAAUCUCAGCGCUGCCUUCGAUCACCUACGUGGAUCUCUCGCACAACUCGCUCACCGGAACUAUUCCUUCGAACUUCAACAACUGCACCACGCUAGAGAACUUCGACGUCAGUUUCAACUCCCUCACCGGACCUAUACCUUCGUCGGGGAUCUUCCCGAACCUCCACCAGUCGGAAUUCUCCGGCAACCCCGGCCUAUGCGGCGGCAUGGUCGCGAAGCCAUGCGCGGCUGAGACGCUAGGCUCGGAGGACAACCAGGUCGACGGUCGACGACAGCAGCCGAGGAAAACUGCCGGCGCGAUCGUGUGGAUCGUUGCGGCGGCGUUCGGGAUCGGAGUUUUCGUCCUCGUAGCGGGGACACGGUGCUUCCACGCGAAUUACGGCCGCCGUUUCGGUAACGACGGGCAGGAGAUGGGACCGUGGAAGUUAACGGCGUUUCAACGACUGAAUUUCACGGCGGAGGAUGUGUUAGAGUGUUUGUCGAUGUCUGAUAAGAUCUUAGGGAUGGGGUCCACUGGAACGGUUUACAGAGCGGAAAUGCCAGGUGGCGACAUCAUAGCGGUUAAGAAGCUGUGGGGAAAGCAAAAGGAGAAUAUCCGACGGAGGAGAGGGGUGCUUGCUGAGGUGGAGGUGUUGGGGAACGUGAGGCACAGGAAUAUAGUGAGGCUGUUAGGGUGCUGCAGCAACAGAGAGUGCACCAUGCUGCUUUACGAGUACAUGCCCAAUGGGAACUUAGAUGACUUGUUGCAUGGCAAGAACAAGGGUGAUAAUCUCGUUGCUGAUUGGUUCACUAGGUACAAGAUUGCCCUUGGUGUGGCGCAGGGGAUUUGCUACCUUCACCAUGAUUGUGAUCCUGUUAUCGUGCAUCGUGAUCUAAAACCUAGUAAUAUAUUGCUAGAUGCUGACUUGGAGGCCAGGGUGGCGGAUUUUGGGGUGGCUAAAUUGAUCCAGACCGAUGAAUCCAUGUCUGUCAUCGCUGGAUCAUACGGCUACAUUGCCCCCGAAUACGCCUAUACUCUUCAAGUGGAUGAAAAGAGUGACAUUUACAGCUAUGGGGUGGUGUUAAUGGAGAUCUUAAGUGGAAAACGUUCAGUGGAUGCAGAAUUUGGAGAUGGGAAUAGCAUUGUUGAUUGGGUGAAGUCAAAGAUAAAGAGCAAAGAUGGGAUAGAUGAUAUAUUAGAUAAGAAUGCAGGUUCAGGGUGUUCCUCAGUGAGGGAAGAGAUGAUACAAAUGCUUAGAAUUUCAUUGCUUUGCACAAGCAGGAACCCAGCUGAUAGGCCUUCAAUGAGGGAUGUAGUGUUGAUGCUUCAAGAAGCCAAGCCCAAAAGGAAGUUGCUUGAUCUGGAUAGUAUUGUUAUAGGUCGAUGUGGCGGCGGCGGGGACAAUGUGGUGGUUGGUGGUGGUGAAAUUCCUUUGGCACAAAAGGCCACGGCGGAAAGCUAAUUAAUGCAAUGUGUUCAUAUAUGAUUUCAAUGUUUUUCUCUUUUUAUAUUUUCUUUUCUUUUCCUUUCUUUUUUGGUGGGGAUUUUUUUUCUUAUUGUGGGGGGAUUGGUAUAGGAGAAAGUGAUUUUCUAUUUUUUAACUUCCAAUGGAAUUUCAAGUGUUACUUGUCC
Messenger RNA from Arachis ipaensis, 3603 nucleotides. It is a transcript of the gene PXY, whose product is annotated as Leucine-rich repeat protein kinase family protein. Gene Ontology annotation, molecular function: protein kinase activity; receptor serine/threonine kinase binding; ATP binding. Gene Ontology annotation, biological process: protein phosphorylation. Lineage: Eukaryota; Viridiplantae; Streptophyta; Magnoliopsida; Fabales; Fabaceae. The record is from RefSeq and is a predicted model, not a curated record.